Aaosphaeria arxii CBS 175.79 is the source of this 1935-nucleotide messenger RNA. RefSeq lists its product as uncharacterized. The record is from RefSeq and is a predicted model, not a curated record. The transcript has 3 exons. NCBI's taxonomy places the organism in Eukaryota, Fungi, Ascomycota, Dothideomycetes, Pleosporales. The coding region runs from base 1 to 1935 and encodes 644 amino acids.
AUGUUUUCUGCCGACCUCUCCUGGACAGAUCCAGGCACGGAGAGAGUGGGGGAACGACGAGAGAGACUCGCUAAGGAGCAUGAGCAUCAACGGUCGAUAUCGUCGGCCUCCGGCGAAGGUUCCAUCAAGAGUUCCAGAAGCUCCAAAUCCAAGAGUUCUAAGAGCUCUGCGCCCGUCGAUAAAGAUCAAUGGUGGCCGACCGGCUUCAGAAAAUCAAAGAGCAUCAAAUCCUCGAAGAAGAACAAUCUGUUAGAUGUUCGGCCGAUUUCAAGUCGCGACUCGGGACAAUCGAUGCGCUUGCUUCCAAGUCGUGACUCAGGACAAUCUCACCGACUGUCGACUCCCAUACCGGCAACGGCAACGAUCGACCAUAACCUGGGGAAAGAUGCUAGAGAUGUCGCGCGCAAACCCAAAUACACGCUAUCUUUGUCGCCUACUCUUCCGUCUGGAGCACCGCUGGAUCCCUUUGAAUGUGACGUGCCGGAACUGGAAGGAGACCUCUCUUCGCAACGAACCAAUUCGAGUGGUUCACGCAGCUCACGUAGGUUCACAAGGCAUGAAGAUGAAGCUGACCGGAUGAUGCUGAAGUCGCCGCCAGAUGAGCGCCAGUUGAAAUACCCGGGGAAGAUCAAGAUUAUCGAUCAUCUUUCCGAACACCAGCAACUUAGCCCUAGUUCGUAUGUUGCGCGGACGAUCAUGAGUAAAUCAGAAAUCAUUGAUCCGUCCGCCGAAAUAUGCAACCCAGUAUCGAAAACAGUACUGAGGCGGCCGUACUCGGUCAAAAUCGAAGGAUGUCCCAGCUUGGACGAGUUGAAGAUCGAAGAACAGCCCGAGACGCGGAUAUCACCAAAGACUGACAAGCACCCAUCGUACGCUAGCGGUCUUCAAGAAGGUGACCUGGUGGCCUGGCGACCGCCUUCCGAUUGGAACAUACUGCUCCCCAACCCUUCCGAAUCGACCCUCGAGAAAGGCGUUCGACCAGAUCACUCUACAGCAGCCUCAGACGUCCACACUAGCUCCGUGGAGCUCACCCGUUUCCAGCGAUUCAUCCGGCGAAUGGAGAGCGCAGGCCCGAAAGUGAUACUUGAUCGAAUGAAAGAGGAGUGGAACAACCCCGUUGACGAUGAAGCUGGCCAGGAGAUGAUGUUAGAAAAGCAACUAUGGGUGUUGACAGCAUUUCAACUCCAGAAUCUCGGGAGAUACAGCAGAUUUCCCAAGGCAAACACAGGGAACAUCCUGGAGCUUUAUGGUAACCUCUCUGAGGUAUACCAACUUUCCGCCAUGCAUCCACGACAAAGGGUACAUUAUCUCACCAACCAAGCUUAUCACCAGGAAACCAUGACCCUCCCGAACAACGUCAAUUGCCUUACUGUGCCCGAAGCAGCAACCCUUCCGUUACCUUACGCCGACUCCACGUUCUCCCACAUCCGAGCAUCAACAUUACCUUCCCUGGUGCCGUCCGCUACGCUACCCAAAAUAUUCCAGGAAUGCUACAGAGUGCUUGCCCCCGGCGGCAUGUUAGAAAUCAGGAUCAUGGACGCGGCGCCCCUCCGCAAGACCUCCGGACCCAAGAUGAAGGCAUGGAUAGAAGACAGACUCUCCCUAAAUCUAGAAAGAUUAUUCCGCUGCUCCAAGCCCUGCACCCUUGUACCAGGCUGGAUAGCUGAUGCGGGCUUCCAACUACCGGCGAUUAACCCUACGCAAGGCGAGCAGAGCAUGCGCAUGCCGUGCGCAUAUGAUGCAGGUUCCAAUGACAUCGACGCGGAACUAUCUUGCCUGGUCGGUCGGGCACUGUGGAAAGACAUCUGGGGACAGUUCGUCGACGAUGAACCUGGAGAGUCUCGCUGGUGGUGGGAAGACGAGGAAGUGAUGAAAGAAUGCUUGGAACGGGGCACGGUCCUCGACUGCGGUGCCAUCUUCGCUUUCAAGAACUGA